Molecule: messenger RNA, 1563 nt
Organism: Spodoptera littoralis (African cotton leafworm)
Lineage: Eukaryota; Metazoa; Arthropoda; Insecta; Lepidoptera; Noctuidae
Source: the annotation of a GenBank genome assembly
AUGGCGCCAAAUGUACUAGAGUACUACCGGGGCAAGAAUAUUUUUAUUACCGGAGGUACAGGGUUCGUGGGCAAGGCUCUGCUGGAAAAACUACUUAGGAACUGCUCAGAAGUUAAUGCUAUCUACUUACUGAUGAGACAGAAGAAGGGAGUCAGUGCUGAAGAGAGACUGAAAGAUCUUUACAGCAAACCGGUUUUUGACAUGGUGAGAGAAAAGAAUCCAAGCGGUUUUAAGAAGCUCAGGAUUAUAAAUGGAGAUAUUACAGAGCCUGGACUUGGUAUAUCAGAAGAAGAUGUAAAACUGCUACAGACGGAGUGUAAUAUAAUAUUCCAUAGUGCUGCUUGUGUACGAUUUGACCAGAAACUGAAAGAUGCUGUCAACAUGAACACUUCUGGUACUCUCAGAAUGUUGACCCUUGCUGAAUCUAUGCAGAAUUUAGAGGUGUUUGUUCAUCUAUCAACAGCUUACUGCCGUUGCGAUUUAGAUGUUCUUGAGGAGAAGGUCUACCCUGCAGUCCACAAGCCACGGAAGAUCAUGGACAUCGUGGAAUGGAUGGACGAUGACACACUGGCCUAUUUGGAACCUAAGAUAAUUUCUUCCGAACCCAACACGUAUUCUUACACAAAGGCGAUCACAGAAGAUUUGGUCAACGAAUAUUCUGGAAAAUUCCCGAUUGCCAUUGCCAGACCUUCCAUUGUAACUGCUGCAUGGAAAGAACCUAUCCCUGGAUGGGUGGACAACCUGAAUGGGCCAACGGGAAUCGUCAUCGGCAGUGGUAAAGGUGUGAUCCGGACGAUGCAUUGUGAACCUUCAUACAAAGCUGAUGCCAUUUCAGUGGAUGUCGUCGCCAACGCUUGUAUCCUGAUAGCUUACGUUACUGGAUUGGACAAGCCAAAAGAAACUCAAGUGUAUAACCUUACUUUAUCCGGUGUAAUUAACCUCACGUGGCAGGAAAUCAUAGAUUUAGGAGAAAAAUGGGUAAACGAGUACCCCUACACCAUGGCGCUUUGGUACCCUGGUGGCAGCAUCAAGUCGUACAACAUCACCCAUCAAAUCGACAAGUUCUUCAGUCAUCUGGUGCCAGCGUACCUGGUUGAUGCACUGCUGUUUUUACUAGGAAAGAAGACAUUCAUGAUCAACCUUCAAAAAAGAAUCAGCCAUGGCCUCAACGUCCUACAGUAUUACACAACAAAAGAGUGGCAUUUCAGAAACAACAAUUACAAAGGUUUAAGGAACAGGGUAACCCCUGAAGAUAAUGACGUGUUCUACACUGAUGCUUCCAUCCUGAACCCUGACGAGUACCUCAAGAAUUAUGUACUGGGUACCAGAAAGUUCUGCUGUCAUGAGGACCCUGCUAACCUUCCGAGAGCCAAGAAAUUGCAUCGAAUCCGUUACUUCGUCGACCGCUUCAUCAAGUUAAUCUUCAUCUUCCUCGUUCUCUGGACCCUGUACAGCAACUCCCACGUCUUCACAUCAUCAGUGGAACUCCUGGACAACAGCCUGAAGAGUCUACCUCUCAUGAACCAAGCGAAAGCAGAAGAAAUAUCCAAUAUAGAUCUUUAA